CCCCCUGAUCUCUUUGUGUGUGUGUGCGCGCACUGAGCGAGGGAAGGGAGACAGAGGAGACACGGCUAGUCGUGCACACACGCUACCACGCAUAAAACACGGAAAUAUACGGACAAUAUUAACAAAAGAACCGGCCGAUAAGUAUUGAUUGAUUGACAAAGUGAGGUUGGAGGAGUUACUGUCCCUGGAACCAAGUUAACCAACAACUCUGGAUUACCACAAAGAUUAUCAACUUUAUUUUGGUUAGCUGAAGUCUUCGGCUAACUAAAAAGUUCGGUGCUAUGUCUGGAAGUGAGGAUGAUCGAGAGGACUAUGGAGCCGCCGAUGAUCGCUUAAUGCACGACGAUGAAGAAGAGGAUAUUUCAGAAAAUGAAACGCCCAAAGUGAAAAAGAAGAAAAAGGCCAAGAAGAGUCGUGAAAGUAAAGGCAGCAAGAGGCGGUCGAGACGAGAGGAGAUGGCUGUCAGUUCCCCAGAGCCCAUGGACACAGUGGGGACAGAGGAGGCAGAGGAUGGCAGCGCAGUUCAGCGGUCCGACAGCGAGGGCAGCGAUUACACUCCUGGACGCAAAAAGAAAAAACGUGCCAGCACCGGGAAAGAGAAGAAGAGGAGCAGCUCCAGUAACGACCGCAGCUCAAAGCGCAAAGACCCGGAACCCGAAGACGAGGAAGACGAUGAUGACGCGGAGCCUAAGACUUCCUCACAGCUGCUGGACGACUGGGGCAUGGAGGACAUUGACCAUGUGUUUUCUGAGGAGGAUUACCGCGCACUCACAAACUACAAGGCCUUCAGCCAAUUUGUCAGACCACUUAUCGCUGCAAAAAACCCAAAGAUCGCCGUGUCAAAGAUGAUGAUGGUUUUGGGGGCGAAGUGGCGCGAGUUUAGCACGAAUAACCCUCUGAGGGGAGCGGCCGUGGCCAACGCUGCCCUGGCAACGGCAAACCCCUCCACUGUGGAAAACAUGGUGUCAGAGUCUGCCCCUGCAGCAGCGCCCCCUGCAGCCCCAGAGCAACCCGCCGCUCCACCUGUACGCAAGGCCAAGACCAAGGAGGGCAAAGGACCAAACGCACGCAAGAAAUCCAAAUCUGCCGCUAAACCUCAGGAGAAGAAAAGCAACGCCAAAACUAAGAAAGUGGCUCCACUCAAAAUCAAACUGGGAGGAUUCAACAAGAGGAAACGCUCAUCGAGUGAAGAGGACGAGCCGGACGUGGAGAGUGACUUUGAUGACCUCAGUAUGAACAGUGUCUCUGUGUCUGAAGGAUCGAACAGUCGCAGCAGCAGAAGCAAAAAGAAGCCCGCCAAGAACAAACCCAAGAGGAAGAAGGACGCAGAGGAUGGAGAUGGUUAUGAGACUGACCAUCAGGACUACUGUGAGGUGUGUCAGCAGGGAGGAGAGAUCAUCCUGUGUGACACCUGCCCCAGGGCCUAUCACAUGGUGUGUGUGGACCCCGACAUGGAGAAGGCCCCCGAGGGCACCUGGAGCUGCCCGCACUGUGAGAAGGAGGGCAUCCAGUGGGAGGCUCGUGAGGAGGCGUCGGAGGGAGAGGAAGAUAACGGAGAGGCCGGAGAUCACGAGGAAGACGACCACCACAUGGAGUUCUGUCGUGUUUGUAAAGAUGGAGGAGAGCUUCUCUGCUGUGACUCCUGCCCCUCGUCCUAUCACAUCCACUGCCUCAACCCCCCUCUGCCCGAGAUCCCCAACGGAGAGUGGAUCUGCCCGCGCUGCACGUGCCCGCCUCUGAAAGCUAAAGUGCAGAAGAUCUUGACGUGGCGUUGGGGCGAUCCUCCUCCCCCCACCAUCGUCCCCCGACCCCCGGACCUCGCCCCAGACGCCCCCGACCCCGCCCCCCUCGCAGGACGUCCCGAGAGAGAGUUCUUCCUCAAGUGGUCCAACAUGUCGUACUGGCACUGCUCCUGGGUCACUGAGCUACAGCUGGAGCUGCACUGCCAGGCCAAGUUCAGGAACUACCAGAGGAAGACGGACAUGGACGAGCCUCCUCCCAUAGACUUUGGAGAGGGAGAGGAUGACAAAAGCACCAAGAGGAAAAACAAAGACCCCAUGUACGCUCAGCUGGAGGAGAGGUACCUCAGAUACGGCAUCAAGAUGGAGUGGCUCAUGAUCCACCGCAUCAUCAACCACAGUGUGGAUAAGAAACACAACGUGCAUUACCUGAUCAAAUGGAGGGAGCUGCCAUACGAUCAGGCCACGUGGGAGGCAGAUGACAUGGACGUGCCAGAGUUUGACCAGUACAAGCAGCAGUACUGGAACCACAGGGAGUUAAUGAUUGGAGAAGAUGGAAAACCCGGAAAGAAAAUCAAAGUUAAAGGAAAAACGAAGAGACCAGACAGACCUCCAGAAAACCCAGUGAUUGACCCAACGAUAAAGUUUGAGCGUCAGCCAGACUACCUGGACUGCACUGGGGGCACUCUGCACCCGUACCAGCUGGAGGGUCUCAACUGGCUGCGCUUCUCGUGGGCUCAGGGCACAGACACCAUCCUCGCCGACGAGAUGGGACUGGGCAAGACUGUGCAGACUGCUACCUUCCUCUACUCGCUCUAUAAAGAGGGCCACUCGAAGGGACCGUUCCUUGUGGGUGCCCCUCUCUCGACCAUCAUAAACUGGGAGAGAGAGUUUGAGAUGUGGGCUCCGGACAUGUACGUGGUGACUUAUGUGGGAGACAAAGACAGCAGAGCGGUCAUCAGAGAAAAUGAGUUUUCAUUUGAAGACAACGCCAUUCGAGGGGGAAAGAAAGCCUCCAGGAUGAAGAAAGACUCAUCUCUGAAGUUCCACGUGUUACUAACGUCCUACGAGCUCAUCACCAUCGACAUGGCCAUUCUAGGCUCCAUCGACUGGGCCUGUCUCGUGGUGGACGAGGCUCACAGGCUCAAGAACAACCAGUCCAAGUUUUUCCGUGUUCUGAACAACUACUCACUCCAACACAAACUGCUGCUGACAGGAACUCCCCUUCAGAACAACCUGGAGGAGUUGUUCCACCUGCUAAACUUCCUCACUCCAGAGAGGUUCAGUAAUCUGGAGGGUUUCCUGGAGGAGUUUGCGGACAUCGCUAAAGAGGAUCAGAUAAAGAAACUUCAUGACAUGUUGGGUCCUCACAUGCUGCGGCGACUGAAGGCUGAUGUCUUCAAACACAUGCCCUCCAAAACAGAGCUCAUCGUCAGAGUAGAGCUCAGCCCCAUGCAGAAGAAAUAUUACAAGUACAUCUUGACGAAAAACUUUGAGGCCUUGAACACAAAAGGAGGUGGAAACCAGUUUUCGCUGCUCAAUGUUGUCAUGGAUCUGAAGAAAUGCUGCAACCAUCCCUACCUCUUCCCUGUGGCUGCGAUGGAAGCCCCUCGUUUGCCGAAUGGGAUUUACGAGAACCAGGGUCUGAUCAAAGCUUCAGGGAAACUUCUGUUACUGCAGAAAAUGAUGAGAAAACUCAAGGAGGGUGGACACAGGGUCCUCAUCUUCUCACAGAUGACAAAGAUGUUGGAUCUUUUGGAGGACUUCUUAGAAAAUGAGGGUUAUAAAUAUGAGAGAAUCGACGGAGGAAUCACUGGAGGACUGAGACAGGAGGCUAUCGAUCGAUUUAAUGCUCCAGGUGCUCAACAGUUUGCCUUCCUGUUGUCCACGCGAGCUGGAGGUUUGGGCAUUAACCUGGCAACCGCAGACACUGUGAUCAUCUAUGACUCCGACUGGAACCCUCACAACGACAUUCAGGCCUUCAGCAGAGCUCAUCGAAUCGGUCAAAAUAAGAAAGUUAUGAUCUACCGCUUUGUUACCAAGGCCUCUGUCGAAGAGAGGAUCACUCAGGUGGCUAAGAAAAAGAUGAUGCUGACUCAUUUGGUGGUGCGUCCUGGUCUGGGCUCAAAGACCGGCUCCAUGUCCAAACAGGAGCUGGACGACAUCCUCAAGUUUGGAACAGAAGAGCUGUUCAAAGAUGAGCAAGAAGGAGAGAAUAAGGAGGAGGACAGCAGCAUCAUUCACUACGACGACAAAGCCAUCGAGUCACUGUUGAACCGAAACCAAGACGCAACUGAAGACACAGAGCUGCAGAGCAUGAACGAGUAUCUGAGCUCCUUCAAAGUAGCUCAGUAUGUGGUCAAAGAUGAAGAGGAGGAGGAGGAGGAGGUACAGAGGGAGAUCAUUAAACAAGAGGAGAGUGUAGACCCAGAUUAUUGGGAGAAACUUUUGCGUCAUCAUUACGAACAACAACAGGAAGAUCUGGCCCGUAACCUGGGCAAAGGCAAACGAAUCCGCAAACAGGUCAACUACAACGACGGAUCGCAAGAGGACACAGCUGAUUGGCAGGAUGACCAGUCCGAUGGUCAGUCCGAUUACUCAGUGGCUUCAGAGGAGGGAGACGAGGACUUUGACGAGAGAUCAGAGGCUGCCAACUCUCGCAGACCGGGCAGGAAGGGUCUACGGAACGACAAAGACAAGCCACUGCCCCCCCUGCUGGCCAGGGUCGGAGGCAACAUCGAGGUGCUGGGGUUCAACUCGCGCCAAAGAAAGGCCUUCCUGAAUGCAGUGAUGCGUUAUGGGAUGCCUCCUCAAGACGCUUUCACAACACAGUGGCUCGUACGAGACCUGCGCGGCAAAUCUGAGAAGGAGUUCAAGGCGUACGUGUCCCUGUUCAUGAGGCACCUGUGUGAGCCUGGAGCAGAUGGAGCAGAAACUUUUGCAGACGGAGUCCCCAGGGAAGGACUGUCCCGACAGCAUGUCCUCACACGUAUCGGGGUCAUGUCCCUCAUACGCAAGAAGGUACAGGAGUUUGAGCAUGUGAAUGGUCAGUGGUCGAUGCCGUGGAUGGCAGAGCUGGAGGAAAACAAAAGAGCAGCAGCUCAGCCAGAGUCUCCAGGAAAGACCCCCUCGACUGGGACCCCUGCAGACACACAGCCCAACACGCCCGCUCCAGUUGACGACUCAAAGACUGAUGAAGCUUCUAAGGAUGGUGAGAAAGACGUAAAGAAAGAGGCUGAACCUGAAAAGAACGGCAAAGACUCCAAAAAUGAGGUCAUCUCAAUCCCAGGCGACGAUGAGAAGGAAAAGAAGCCUGAGGAGAAGAACGGACAGGAGCCUGCAGCGGACAAAAAGCAGAACGGAGAAACUGCAACGACCAAUGGCACCAAAGACCCAGAGGAGACGAAAGAGAAGGAGGGAGAGGAGGGAAAGACAAGCCCACAGAAUACAGAAGAAGAAAAGAACUCCAAUGAGAAGACAGAGGGGUCAGAGGUCAAGACAGAGGACGCAGAGAUGAAAGAAGAGAAGAAAGAGGACAAGGUAGAAAAGAUGGACACAACUCCAGCUCCCGAGGAUAAAAAGGAGGAUAAAAGUUCGGACGACAAAGACGUGAUCGAGGUGAAAGAAGUGAAGCCGGAGGAGAAGCUUCAAAACGGAAACUCUUCCAAAGACUCUGUUGCCGUGAGCGAAGACAAGAAGAAGGCCAAGUCCAGGUUUAUGUUCAACAUUGCAGACGGAGGGUUCACAGAGCUGCACUCCUUGUGGCAGAAUGAAGAACGGGCUGCAACUGUGACAAAGAAAACCAACGAGAUCUGGCACCGGCGACACGACUACUGGCUCCUGGCCGGAAUCAUACAACACGGUUACGCUCGCUGGCAAGAUAUCCAGAACGACGUGAAGUUUGCGAUUCUCAACGAACCGUUCAAAGGAGAGAUGAGUCGAGGCAACUUCUUAGAAAUCAAAAACAAGUUCCUCGCCAGACGCUUCAAGUUGUUGGAGCAGGCGUUGGUGAUUGAGGAGCAGCUGCGGAGGGCAGCGUAUCUGAACAUGUCUGAGGACCCCUCUCACCCCUCCAUGGCUCUGAACACACGCUUCAGUGAAGUCGAGUGUUUGGCCGAGUCUCAUCAGCAUCUGAGCAAAGAGUCUAUGUCCGGGAACAAGCCUGCCAAUGCAGUACUGCACAAAGUGCUGAAACAGUUGGAGGAGUUGCUAAGCGACAUGAAGGCUGAUGUCACCCGUCUCCCGGCGACCAUCGCCCGGAUACCUCCUGUCGCUGUGAGACUGCAGAUGUCCGAGAGGAACAUCCUGAGCCGACUGGCCAGCAGGGGGCCCGAGACGCACACACAGGCACAACAACAGAUGUCUCAGCAGUAGACUGAAGCGCUUACCUCUUUUCCUUCAACAUUCCUGAAUCCUGAUUGGUGCACAGCGACUGACGGACAGCUUGAAGCCACACCCUCUUCUCCUCAAAAUAAUGGACAUUUUACUGAGUGUUUCUGAAGGAUUGAGCUCCUUCACUCUCCCGAGUCUGAGGCUGUGGACACAAAGCUAUUUUAUUUUAUUUUUCUUAAUUUUUUCAAUUUCUGUAUUAAUAUUAUUGAUAUAAUGUUAUUAUGAUGGUUUUUUGGGACCUAAAUAAAGAAUAAACUCAAGAAUUUGGCCCAUA
Molecule: messenger RNA, 6405 nt
Organism: Boleophthalmus pectinirostris (great blue-spotted mudskipper)
Lineage: Eukaryota; Metazoa; Chordata; Actinopteri; Gobiiformes; Gobiidae
Product: chromodomain-helicase-DNA-binding protein 4-like
Biological process (GO): chromatin remodeling; negative regulation of transcription by RNA polymerase II
Cellular component (GO): NuRD complex; nucleus; chromatin
Molecular function (GO): histone binding; ATP hydrolysis activity; ATP binding
Source: RefSeq, a predicted model, not a curated record